Molecule: messenger RNA, 987 nt
Organism: Gorilla gorilla gorilla (western lowland gorilla)
Lineage: Eukaryota; Metazoa; Chordata; Mammalia; Primates; Hominidae
Gene: AWAT1
Product: acyl-CoA wax alcohol acyltransferase 1
Biological process (GO): lipid metabolic process
Cellular component (GO): endoplasmic reticulum membrane
Molecular function (GO): long-chain-alcohol O-fatty-acyltransferase activity
Source: RefSeq, a predicted model, not a curated record
AUGCCUCAUUCCAAGCAGCCUAGUCACUUCCAGAGUCUGAUGCUUCUGCAGUGGCCUUUGAGCUACCUUGCCAUCUUUUGGAUCUUGCAGCCAUUGUUCGUCUACCUGCUGUUUACAUCCUUGUGGCCGCUACCAGUGCUUUACUUUGCCUGGUUGUUCCUGGACUGGAAGACCCCAGAGCGAGGUGGCAGGCGUUCGGCCUGUAACUGGUGUGUCUGGACCCACAUAAGGGACUAUUUCCCCAUUACAAUCCUGAAGACAAAGGACCUAUCACCUGAGCACAACUACCUCAUGGGGGUUCACCCCCAUGGCCUCCUGACCUUUGGUGCCUUCUGCAACUUCUGCAUUGAGGCCACAGGCUUCUCGAAGACCUUCCCAGGCAUCACUCCUCACUUGGCCACGCUGUCCUGGUUCUUCAAGAUCCCCUUUGUUAGGGAGUACCUCAUGGCCAAAGGUGUGUGCUCUGUGAGCCAGCCAGCCAUCGACUAUCUGCUGAGCCAUGGCACUGGCAACCUCGUGGGCAUUGUAGUGGGAGGUGUGGGUGAGGCCCUGCAAAGUGUGCCCAACACCAGCACCCUCAUCCUCCAGAAGCGCAAGGGGUUCGUGCGCACAGCCCUCCACCAUGGAUAGGUGGCUCAUCUGGUCCCCACCUUCACUUUUGGGGAAACUGAGGUGUAUGAUCAGCUGCUGUUCCAUAAGGAUAGCAGGAUGUACAAGUUCCAGAGCUGCUUCCGCCGUAUCUUUGGUUUCUACUGUUGUGUCUUCUAUGGACAAAGCUUCUGUCAAGGCUCCACUGGGCUCCUGCCAUACUCCAGGCCUAUUGUCACUGUGGUUGGGGAGCCUCUGCCACUGCCCCAAAUUGAAAAGCCAAGCCAGGAGAUGGUAGACAAAUACCAUGCACUUUAUAUGGAUGCUCUGCAUAAACUGUUUGACCAGCAUAAGACCCACUAUGGCUGCUCAGAGACCCAAAAGCUGUUUUUCCUGUGA